Lactuca virosa is the source of this 294-nucleotide messenger RNA. NCBI's taxonomy places the organism in Eukaryota, Viridiplantae, Streptophyta, Magnoliopsida, Asterales, Asteraceae. The record is from the annotation of a GenBank genome assembly.
AUGCAAGAUUUAAGAAAAGUAGGGCCAAGAUCACCUAAAGAGUUUCGGAUUAUCGCAUGUAUUGAAGGAAACAAAAAGAUUCUUUUACAAGACCUAAUCCCCAACGAUCAUUGCCUCUUGUUAUCUCGUAAAUCAACAAAAACAAGAGACGUUUACAAAGUUCAUCGAUAUUUGUUUGAUUACCCUUCGUUUUCUUUCUCUUCUACGACCUACAUUAAUUCAUCUUCAUCGGCGCAACCAGCAUCGGUUUUCCUGGUUUCUUCUUCAAUUCAUAACACAAUAAUCAAUGAAUGA